Molecule: messenger RNA, 1379 nt
Organism: Cajanus cajan (pigeon pea)
Lineage: Eukaryota; Viridiplantae; Streptophyta; Magnoliopsida; Fabales; Fabaceae
Cellular component (GO): nucleus
Source: RefSeq, a predicted model, not a curated record
AAAAUAGGAUUGGCUUAAACCCCUAUUCCGUGAUUCAGUUACCGAACCCAAGAUACGAACGCCGUCACUCCGGUUGUGGUUGUGUUGAGGACGAUGGCUGUAAGAGCCAAGAAAGAGAAAGAGCGCCUCAAUCUAAUCUUAGGUUCCUACCUCACCACUAUCCAUGAAACCCUCCAGGUUUUGGAUCAAACGCCACCUUCUUCUUCCUCCGCCAAAGUCACCUGGGACGAUGUCAUCAAGAUGGCUGACCAAGUCUCUAAACAAGCAACCACAGUGGGAAUGCUUUGGAGUGGAGACAAGCCAGAACCCAAAGCAAUUGAGGAAAAUAUGGCAGCGUACUUCAACAAUCUACAAGGUUUCCUUUUGCUUUCCCAUGCCAGUCUGGUAGCUGCAGGGCCUACCUUGUCUUCCACUGUUCAUUCAUCUGUCAAACAAGUCGUUGAUUCCAGCUUCAGGAUGAUGAAGGAAACUGUCUCCUUAUAUGGGUCCCAUUGUAAAGACCAGAAACUAUCAGUACCGCAAUUGGUUGGUGCUGUAUGGGAAGCAUGUUCUGCCCUUAAGAAGACUCCUUCAACAAAUAUUACAGCAAUUGGGCGAGGAAUGACACAGGUUGCUGUUUCAGUGAAAGAUGUUCUUCGUGAGAUGAAAGAAUUGAAGCCUGAUUCAUGUGAUGAUCAAGUUGACAAAGCUGCUGGUGAGAGUUGUGCAGAAGCAGUGUCUGAGCCACAUGAUGAUAAUUCAAGUGAAGGUGAUAUAGGGAAUGACCUGUCGCCUGAAGAGAUGAAAGUGGCUGAAAGAGCAAUUGUGGUUGUCUCUGAUACGCUUUCAGUUAUAAAAGUACUUAUUCACUCCAUCAUAGGCUUGCUUAAGCUGGAAAAACCUAAUGACAACAGCAGUUUUGUAAAUUCGCUGGAAAAGUUGUUGCAAUUGUGUCAGGAACUUGGCCGGCAGAUUGAUGAGAUUGGAGCUUGCCUUUAUCCCCCUCAAGAGAUUGCUGCCAUAGAGGCAGCUUUGGAAAAAAUCCGCAGCAUUAUUGAUGUUGUGCAAGUGGAGGUAGGAGAACUUCUAGGCGCAUCAGAUGUACUUCUGGAGCCAUGCAAUGAUUUGAGGAGUUCAUUGAGACGGCUUGAAUCUGAACUAAGUAACUCUAGUACCGCUGAAAUAGAAGCUAGAGUGGAAAAUAUAACAUUAAACAAUAAGUAGACUCUGAUCUGUGUACUUUUUUUUUUUUUUUAAUAUUAUUACUAUUAUUAUUAUUAUUUUCGGGGUUGGUUUAAUGUGCAAUGAAUUUGACGUUGUAGAACUCAUGGCAAUGAUCCUUUUGAUUUAUAAUUUUGUACGCACCAGUGUCUAACCUGGUCAACCACUGAUUUGAUUUA